AUGGCUCAGAUGGAAUGAUUCCAAUGAAAUGAAGAUCAGAUUUUCCACCUUGAAAAAUUAAAAUGAAUGGAUCAUUGAGACUCUGGAACUAUACAAAUUGAGUCUUCCCAACAUACAUUAAGUUCUUUCUGAAGAACUCUGGAGUAUUAUAUCGACCCUGAUAGCGAAGAACCAAUAGAACUUGGGACCAGAAGAUACCCGUAUCGCUCGAUGUCUGUUGUCAACUCAGAAAUUAUAAAUAACUUCAGCCACAAGAGUUACGAUGUCACAAUAUAUACAAAAAGCAUCAACAUCGAGUUAGAAGGGCAGAGAUAUUUUAAUAUGUCAUCUGUCACUAUUAAAAAUCAUCCUGAUUUGGCUGAACGAAUGAAGAAGGCUGUUUUGACACCUUCUCCAUAUGGACACUAUGAAAAAUCACCCAAAGCAGUGUUUCAUAUUUUAUCUCACUCAACUAGCGAUAUCCUUACUGCAAUGUUUGGAGGAAGUUUCACUAUGAUAGAGCUUGGAAUCAUGCAGACCCCUAAUGUUGCCAUGAUGCCUCUACGUACAACUCUGAGGCUUGACAGCAUUGAUCUCUAUAGUGAGGAUGAUGACCCAGAUGGAUCAAAGAUUUUCAUAAUUCCCAUAUUUUUACAGCAAAAAGUUUUAGAAAUUACAAAUGUGGGUAUGAACAUAACUGGUAAUUUUAUAUACACACUCCAUCCUUCAGAACUGAGAUUAGAGAACAUCACAGUUGAUUUUGGCAAAUUUGGAUUCUUUUAUGUCAGUCAGGAUAUAUACUGAAAUUACCCGGAGGCUCAUCUAACACCUACUAUGGUUUUUAAGAAUAUUACGACUAUAAAUUUUAAUCCUGACUCAUCGAGGAACAUUCAGCCUGUAUUUAGGAUCUCUGAUAUCGGAAAUAUCACUGGAUCCUAUAUUGAUUGCAGAGGGUGGUAUACUCAGCUAUUAGAUCCAACACCUUGAUUAUCAUACGUAAUUUCUACAACAUGACUCCCUGACGAUGGUCAAGUUCAAAUAAUAUCUUUUGACAACAUCCAGGUAGGACUGACAGAGAAAGAAGGAACUGAUAGAAUGGUUUUAAAUGCAUUCUUGACAGUUGAUCAACAUUAUAGAACUAUUGACAUGAGAGUUGAAAAAUUUCAUGCCGAAGGAGUACAUAUAAGUAGUGAUUUUGGAGUUUUUGGAGCGAUUGGAAAUUUUAUGGAUGUCAUUACCUAUACUGAUAUUAGCAUCGAUAACUGAACUAACAACCUCCUUUAUCUUCUCAGUGCAUCUUACUAUCAAAAUGUUACCGUGAACAAUUUAUUAUGGGAAAACAUUCCUAAUACUGGAGAGACUCCUUUCGGUCUUAAUAAUAAUGGAAAUAUCGUAAUCAAAAAUUUUAAAAUGAUUAAUUCUGAGACAACUGCUUAUCUCAGUACUGGAGCUAUUCUCUUUUUCGCUUCCCUUGGAGAUCUCCUUGGCCCUACAUUCAUAAGUUUUGAUGGUAUUCAUUUAGAAAAUUGAGUGUUUCACAAAGACUCUCUAUUUUACAAUAUUGGCACUCAAAGCAUGCUGACAAUCAAAAAUGGAUACUACAAGAAUGUCACUGUAGGGGUUAGAUCUCAUUUUAAUGAAUACUUCAAUAUAAAAUCUACCGAAAUCAGCAAUCACACCAUUGAAGAUGUAUUCUCUGUAGAUACAAGUGGUUCAUCUUCUAAUUUCUUAAAAAAUCAUGCCUUUGACAUUCAAAAUCCAAACCAGGCAGAAAUAAAUCAAGUUUUGUUGAAGAAUUCAACUAUCUCUCUACUAAGUAUUUCUGAUGUUAUUGGAACUCCUACUGAUCAAAGAUCAUUAAUCAUUUCUAACAUAGUUAUUACAAACGGUAACUUUGAAAGAGAUGCCUCUCUGUUCUCUCUUGAGGGAUUCAGUUCAUUAGCCAAUCUAACCAUUCAGAUUAAAGACUCAAUCUUUAGUGAGCUUGAGUUUAAUUCCAGAGGAUCUAUUCUAAGUCUCCAACAACAGUUGGUAAAUAGUGUUGAAAUCAAGAACACUACUUUUGAUAGGAUUACUAAUGGCAAUAUCAACGUAAGAACAUUUAAUCUCGAAAUGGAAUCAUUAAAAACAAUGGUUUCAAUGUCUGAUUGAGCAUUUUCUAAUAUCAUCUCUCUAUCUCAACCAUUUAUAAGUGUUUCAAGAAAGGCUGAAUUAACUAUUGCUGGUAGCACAUUUACUUCCUUAGCAAGUCUCAGUGAGACAGCAGGGGUGAUACAAUCUAGCACUAGCUCUAUUGUAUCUAUCAGCGACUCUGUAUUUUACAAUAAUUCUGCCAAAAUAGCAUCGGUGUUCAAAAUAGAACUAGAUUCCAAAAUAAGAUGAACAAACUGAACAAUUCAGAGCAACUUUGCAAUCACAUAUGGAGUUGUUGAAGCAACUAAUAAUGGAGUCUUUGAGUUCUUUCAAAGUGUGAUUUCAGACAAUUAUGCAAUGAAGCAUCCUAUUGGACAAGUUCUCUCAGCAAGUGCCUCCUCAAUCAUUGACAGUACCAAAAUUAGUAACAACUUAAUGCUGGAUAAUCAGCAAAUGGUUCAAGAAACAACAGCUUGAGAUAAAUUAUGCUUUGUUCAUAGCAAAUUAGUGGAGAAUUUACAAGCAAUCAACUUUGAUCAGUUUGAAUACUCAAAAUCAUCCUUGCUGUUGCUCUUUGGAGGGUUGGAAAUUCGAAAUAACACUAGAAUACAGAGCCAGCCAUUAUUGAUCGAUUCAUACUCAUCAGAUUUGAAGUUCUCUGAUUCAUCUAUCUCCUCAAUUGUACUGGCUGAAUCAAUCAUCAUAUCUGUUUCAACUACUCUCAAUUUCGCAAACAUGACAAUAUCGGAGAUCUCAAAUCCUUCAAACAUUGAUAUGAUUUUCAUUGAUUUUGAAAGCUCAUUUUCAGCAUCAGACAUCACGCUGGCAAACUCAGACUCAUCUUUGUUCACAGUGUUCUCUUCUAGCGUCUCUUUGCAAGACCUAAAUUUCAUAAAUGUAACUGAUUCCAACGAGUUUGUCAAACUUAAGCAGUGAACUAGUAUUGCGAUCAGUAAUAUCAGCCUGACGAACUCAACACCAGCUGUUGAUAGUUACGUGAGUAUUGACAAUUCUAAUGACAUUACACUUCGGAACUUUGCCUUAAAUAAUAUUGAGAAAGUGAUCCUGAGAAUCAGGAACUCAAAUGUAAUCACAAUUGAAGACAUAAGUGUGUCAAAUUCACUACACCCACUUGAGAUCUUAUAUUCUAGAGUGGAUAUCAUAAGAAACUCCAAAUUUACCCAGAAUGGAAAUCAAAUGAAAACCAAAGGAGGAGUCUUGUACUUACUAGACACACAGUUAAGCAUUGAGAGCUGUAUUUUUGAGUCCAACACUGCUCUAAAAGGAGGAGCCAUAGCUUUUGAAUGAACUUCAAGUCACAAUUGUAAACUUGGAAUGGCAAAUAGCAUUUUUAUUAAUAACACUGGAGUGGCUGAAGGAGGAGCUAUAUCCUAUAACUACAGUCCUCCAAGUCAGACAAAUGUAACUUUUGAAGGAAACCAAGCUCCAUAUGGGCCUGAUUAUGCUAGCUACCCAGUCAGAAUCGGAGUUAUCAACGGAGCAGCCACUGAUGAGAUCAUUAUUGAUGAUGUUGGGCCAGGAAUUGUGCUGGAAGAGCCAAUACAGCUUGGGCUAUUUGACUACAAUGGGCAGAUCAUGAUUCUUGAUAGUUCUAGCCAACUCACAAUUGAUUUCGUUAAUAAUUCGGUUGGAAGCAUUUCAGGGAUCAACCAUGCAAUUAUCCAGAAGGGACUAGCAACAUUUGAAGACUUUUCUUCAGAUGUAGAGCCAGGAGCAAAGGCGGUUUUAUUCAAAGUGUCGUCAAAUGUUCUGAAUGCCAAUAAGAUCAGAGAUGUCUUAAAUAAGACUGAUAUAGCACAAAGGAUUGUCAUGAACUUCAGAUUUUGAAAGCCUGGUGAGCAAAUAUUAAACCAUAAAUGCGUUAGAUGUGAUGCUAAUACUUAUUCUCUCGAUUGGAGCUCAACCAAGUGAGAACAAUGAAUGGACAGAGCGACUUGACUUGGAGGAGAACAGGUUUCAGUUGAUUCUGGAUAUUGGAGAAGAUUCAAAAACUCAACUUCUAUACAAUACUGUCCAUUUAAAUCUGCUUGAAUGGGAAGCUUUUCAGAUAAAGAUGUGUCUCCAACAUUUUGUAAAGAAGGAUAUCAAGGCAAUCUUUGAACUGAAUGAGCUAUUAAUAAAGAAGAGAAAUAUGAAAGACACAAUGAAUUCGAAUGAAGGAAGUGUCCGAAUCCUAUUAUGAAUGCUAUUCGUGUGGCUGGCCUCUCUCUUUUGGUAUUCACAUUUUUCAUGGUUUUAAUCGUUGUUAAUGUUCGGAAGACUGAAGAAAGUGAAUUAUCUGUGCUUCUCAGGAUCUUAGCCAAUUAUCUACAACUCAUUACAACAUCCAUGUCUAUGAGCAUAACUUAUCCUGAUUCUCUAAUAUCAUUUACAGUUCCAAUUAGGGUAUUCGGAGGGUCUUCAGAGGCCUUUCUGUCUUUCGAUUGAUUUGCAACUGACUAUGAAAUCAAAGGACCUUUCGAGUCAAAUGCAGUACUGAAGCUAUUUUUGCUCUUCCUCUUACCGAUAGCUCUUUUUUGAAUUGUUGCAUUGAUCUGGAUAUGCUUAUAUUACAUCAGAAAACGGCUUGUUCCAAACCUGACGAGAAACUUAAUAAUAUCUUUCAUAAGCAUUGUCUUUUUGCUUCACCCUCGUUUGACUCAACAAAGCAUAAACAUAUUUAGAUGCCUUAAAACAGACUCUGACAAGUACAUGUCUAGGUUUGAUCCAAACAUUGAAUGCUAUUCAUCAAAGCAUCUGAAGUACUGAUUUUUUCUUGCCUUACCAAUUCUAAUAGUUUGGGUGGUAGGGAUGCCACUUGCAGCUUUAGUUCUACUGAUUAAAUCAAGGAGCAAGUCUAAAGACAAUAAAGUAAAACAAUAUUUCAUCAUAAUCUAUCAAGGUUUGAAGCCUGAGUGAUUUUAUUGGGAGUUUAUUAACACCCUAAGGAAGAUUCUAGUUCUGUGCUGACUGUUGAUGCCUCAUAAAUUUAAGAUUCUACUCGCUGUAUUUAUUCUUGUCGCUACUGGAAGACUUCAGCAGUCAUUAAAGCCAUACAAAAAUACACAGAAUAACAAUCUGGAAUAUAUGGCAAUUAUUGCAGGAGUGUUCACAAUCUUGUCAAGUUUCGUAUUUUUAGAAAGUGAUAGUAUACAAUUUCUGAACUUUUUAGUAAUAAUCACUCUAUUUCUUCUCAAUGCUUUAUUCUUGAGCAACUACUUGUUCUUGUUAUGUCAGAUAUAUCAAGAUAAGUACCAAAUAGCUAGAUUUGUGACUAAAAUUAUUGAUCUACUAUACUGUAAGAGACUAAGCAAAGAUUCAGCUAGUAAAGAUUGAGGAAAGCUUUUAAAGAACAAUGACUCUCCAUCACGAAAAUCAGAACUCUCUGGAUAUAGGAUGCCACCAAAGAAGAUAAUAAAGCGUAGAAGACCAAAAAAGAAAUUCAAAAAGAUGAAAAACCGACCUAAGAAAUACACAAAGAACCCCACUUCUGUUCACAAAAACAGUACCUACAGACGUACAAGGAGGGACCUCUUAGCCAUGACUUCCACUCAACGUAAAGACCACGGAUCCUCGAUCUACAUUCCUCAAAGACCAAAAUCUCCUUCGCAGCCAGAUCAAUUUCAAAACUUUGUCAAAGUUAUCAGUCCCACUAAAGGCUUCUUAUAG
This is a messenger RNA of Moneuplotes crassus, 5781 nucleotides long. The record is from the annotation of a GenBank genome assembly. NCBI's taxonomy places the organism in Eukaryota, Ciliophora, Spirotrichea, Euplotida, Euplotidae.